AUGGCGCGCUCUCUUCCCAAGAAGAAUAACCCUCUUAUCUCGGGGGAUGGUGCCCCUGCUUACGAUGACCUCCUGGCGCGUCGUCGCUUGGGAAAGACACAUCUCGCUGUGAAGGCGACGCAGAUCGGCACGUCCAAUGCGACUCGUCCGGAGAACCUGGGUCCCUUCGAGUAUGCUCAUCUACGCGCGCCUUUGCCGAAGGAUCUGAAAGGAUCUGAGAUCUUCCCGUCGCACACACCGCAACAACACCCAGAGACCUACUUUUUGAUGCGGCGGAGCAAGGAUGGAUACGUGAGCGCUACUGGCAUGUUUAAGAUCGCGUUCCCGUGGGCAAAGGUCGAGGAGGAACGAUCCGAACGUGAAUACCUCAAGGCACGGGAGGAGACUAGUGAGGACGAGAUUGCGGGUAAUGUGUGGAUUUCACCGGUUUUCGCCUUGGAGUUAGCCAAGGAGUAUCAGAUGUUCGAUUGGGUUCGCGCAUUGUUGGAUCCUACCGAUAUCGUCCAGAGUCCAUCUAGUGCCAAGAAGCAAAUCACUCCUCCGCCCAAAUUCGACAUGCCACCGAUCGAAGCUCCCAUUCAACUUUCCGCUGCCGCAACACGACUCAGACGUGGACGGUCCGCAUCGCCGAGCAAGAGAGCUGCUUCGCCACGCAAGCCUAGAACCACGCGGGCCACCAAGGAGGCUAACGUCGCUGCAACGAAUGCCGCAAACGCUAGUCUUCAGUCGUCGCUGGAGGCUGAUGCCGGGUCGGCCAAUGGAACCGUGGAGCAAAGCGUGGAAGUUGACGAGGAGGAAACCAAGUCAGAAGUGGUAGAGAAGCCACGGACAACAACCAGGUCAAAGAAGGCCGCCGCCCCCGUUGAGAAAGAAGAAGAGGGAGAAGAAGAAAAGAAGGUCAAGGUUGAUGUCGAAGAAUCCGUGGACAAGGGGAAGGACGCUCAGACGAAGCAGACCACCUUCUCGGUUGAGAUGCCCGUCAAAUUUCUCCCAGACGCACCCUCUGCAGAGGACACGGAACAGAUGAUUGCCAAGGCAAGAGAGAUGGUGCAAGAAGCAGUUGACAGCAAAGCCACAGAGGAAGUGCCUGCAGAGUCAUCAUCAAGGGGCGCUCAGAAGCGCAAGACAGAUGACCUGAGUAAAGACUCGGAGGACGAGGAGACCAAGGCCGCUUCGACUCAGCGUGUCAAGCGGGCAAAGGUGUUGGAAGAGAAGCUCAAGCGGGAACGAGUGAGGAACCGUGCUUUGGUUGGAGUUACGGCUGCUUUUGCCCUUGCGGCCUCGAUUCCUUACUUUUUCUAG
Aspergillus chevalieri is the source of this 1302-nucleotide messenger RNA. RefSeq lists its product as uncharacterized. Bases 1 to 1302 code for a protein of 433 amino acids. Gene Ontology annotation, molecular function: DNA binding. The transcript has 5 exons. The record is from RefSeq and is a predicted model, not a curated record. Gene Ontology annotation, biological process: mitotic telomere tethering at nuclear periphery; meiotic attachment of telomere to nuclear envelope. Gene Ontology annotation, cellular component: nuclear membrane complex Bqt3-Bqt4. Lineage: Eukaryota; Fungi; Ascomycota; Eurotiomycetes; Eurotiales; Aspergillaceae.